Messenger RNA from Quercus robur (English oak), 1416 nucleotides. RefSeq lists its product as uncharacterized. The record is from RefSeq and is a predicted model, not a curated record. Bases 156 to 1187 code for a protein of 343 amino acids. Gene Ontology annotation, molecular function: S-adenosylmethionine-dependent methyltransferase activity. The transcript has 8 exons. NCBI's taxonomy places the organism in Eukaryota, Viridiplantae, Streptophyta, Magnoliopsida, Fagales, Fagaceae.
GCCCCGCGAUUAUUAGAAGUAGAACACUAGUUAGAACAUCGACAACAAAAGCAAAUCACAAAAGAACUAGACCAAGACAAAGAAGUACAACUCCAACUUCAACUCCAAGAUUGAAGUGUCGUGUCGUGUCUUAUCGGAGCUCAUCAUUGAGCUCGAUGGCCAUAGUCUCCACCUCAUCCCUUCGCCCUCUUCACCAAUCUUCUUCAUUCCCUAAAUGCCCCAACUUUUCUCAUUAUUCCCGAUUUCGUCCCCGCCUCCACUUUUCCUCUCUCCGCCUCUCCUCCUCCGCCAUUCGUGCCACCGCAGCGGUUGCCGUAGAACCGGAUUUAGGCACACUGCAGAAUCAGAAAUUAGAAGUAGAUUUGUUUGCUUGCCCUGUAUGUUAUGAACCACUGAUAAGAAAAGGCCCUCCAGGUUUUAACUUGCCAGCAAUCUACAGGUCUGGCUUCAAGUGUAAACGAUGCAAUAAAUCAUACUCCAGCAAAGACAUAUAUCUGGAUCUCACGAUUACUGCUGGUUUGAGGGAGUACUCUGAAGUCAAACCAACUGGGACUGAGCUAUUCCGGAGUCCACUUGUGUCAUUCUUGUAUGAAAGAGGCUGGCGUCAGAAUUUUAACCAAAGUGGUUUCCCUGGGCCUGAUGAAGAGUUCAAUAUGGCUCAAGAUUACUUUAAGUCUGCUGAAGGAGGUCUUCUGGUAGAUGUUAGCUGUGGGAGUGGUUUGUUUUCCAGAAAGUUUGCCAAAUCUGGGACCUAUUCUAGAGUUAUCGCACUUGAUUUUUCUGAAAAUAUGCUUCGCCAAUGUUAUGAUUUCAUUAAGAGUGAUGAUACUCUUUUAACUACUAAUCUUGCUCUUGUAAGGGCAGAUGUUUCUAGACUUCCCUUCUCAUCAGGUUCAGUUGAUGCUGUUCAUGCUGGUGCAGCCUUGCAUUGCUGGCCAUCUCCUUCGAAUGCUAUUGCGGAAAUCACUCGCAUAUUGCGAAGUGGUGGUGUCUUUGUAGGAACCACUUUUCUGCGAUACAAUUCAUCUACUCCUUGGAUAAUACGUACUUUGAGGGAGAGUUCUCGGCAGAACUAUAUCUACUUGACAGAGGAAGAGAUCAAGGACGUGUGCACAUCAUGUGGUCUUACAAACUACUCAAGCAAAGUUCAGCAAUAUUUCAUCAUGUUUUCUGCUCAGAAGCCAUGACAUUAGGUUUGAUCUAUUUGUAAUAUCAUUUAUCCAUACCCGUCUUUAUUUUGUUCCUUUGUUGAUAUUUUUGUACAAUGUAUAUAAUCUGCCCAUUACGUUGUAGAUAAACUAGCCUGAAAAGGUGCUGAUGACAUGGGGCAGAUGUACAGUAUUACAAUUGGUGAAAAGUAUAGUUAAGUGUGUAAUUUAGAAAAAAUAAAAUAAAAUAACUGUGGUAAUGGUCUGA